Ciona intestinalis (vase tunicate) is the source of this 4150-nucleotide messenger RNA. The record is from RefSeq and is a predicted model, not a curated record. Lineage: Eukaryota; Metazoa; Chordata; Ascidiacea; Phlebobranchia; Cionidae.
CAUUCAUUCAUACUUUUUGUUAAUAGGGCUCAGGGUUCUAUACAGUACAGAUAUAAUGCUAUUGUUGUAACUAAACUUGCAUAUCGUAAACCAUAAGAGAGGUCGUAACAAAACCAUGGCAGUCAGAAGCAUGUUAGAUGAAAUGGUCGGCGUGGGUGACGCCGUAUUGUUAGAACCUCUAUCCGAAGACAACUUUCUGGAUAAUUUACAGAAAAGAUUUCAACACGAUGAGAUUUAUACCUACAUCGGGAAUGUUGUUGUAUCAACCAACCCCUACAAGACACUUCCAAUAUACGAUGCAGAGAUGAUUGAGAAAUACAGGGGAAGGAAUUUAUAUGAAUUGCCACCACAUAUCUAUGCAGUGUCAGACCUUGCGUAUCGUUCCAUGAAAAACUACGGUCGUGAUCAGUGUAUCAUGAUCACGGGAGAAUCUGGUUCCGGGAAAACAGAAGCAAGCAAGUUGGUUAUGAAAUAUGUGGCGGCCAUGAGUAGCCGCUCCACUGAGGUGGAAACAAUUAAGCAACAACUCCUACAGUCAAACCCUGUGCUUGAGGCGUUUGGAAACGCAAGGACAAACAGAAAUGACAAUUCAAGUCGAUUUGGGAAAUACAUGGACAUCGAGUUUGAUUUCAAAGGGGAUCCUGUCGGUGGUUUGAUUACCAACUAUUUAUUGGAGAAAUCGAGAGUAGUACGGCAUGGAGAAGGAGAACGAAAUUUUCAUAUUUUUUACCAAAUAUUGUGUGGAGCUUCACCCACAAUGUUAAAAAAACUGAAGUUGGAAAAUGUUGAGAAUUUCUCUUACAUCAAACAAUUGGAUGCAAAUCCUGAAGAUGCAAAAUCUUUCAAUGAAGUCUUGAAUGCGUUUGAUAUCAUUGGAUUCUCUCGCAGUGAGGUUGACAACGUUCUUAUGCUCGUUGCUGCCGUACUUAAACUUGGGAAUAUUCGGUUUAAAGCAAUUUCUGCUAAGAAUGGGAUGGAUAAUUGUACAAUAACUAACAUGGAAGAGGUUGCUGAUAUUUGCGAGAUGCUGUCAAUCAAACCACAUAAUCUCACGUCAGCUUUGACCGAGCGUACGAUGACAGCGAGGAAGGAAUCGGUCACAUGCACGCUGUCGGCAAACGAGGCAUCCUACAACAGAGAUGCAUUGUGCAAGGAGAUAUAUGACCGCUUGUUCACAUGGCUGGUUAACAGGAUAAACAGCAGUAUUAAAGUAACGACACAAACCAACAAGAAAUGCAAAGUGAUGGGCGUAUUGGAUAUUUAUGGAUUCGAAGUAUUUGAGCAAAAUGGAUUUGAACAAUUCAUGAUCAAUUACUGCAAUGAAAAGUUGCAGCAAAUAUUUGUUGAGUUGACUUUACGCGAGGAACAAGAGGAGUAUGUAAAAGAAGGAAUUGAAUGGCUUCAUAUUGACUACUUUAACAACGCUAUUAUUUGUCAACUUAUUGAAAGUCCUCGUAGUGGAAUCCUCUCAAUGCUGGAUGAAGAAUGUCUUCGACCCGGUGACGUCACAGACGCCACGUUGCUUACGAAGUUGGAAACUGUUUGCGGCAAGCAUGAGCAUUUUGAAAGCAGGCGCGACACCAGGUUUCUUGGAGAUAAAACACUUCCACAUAAUGCGUUUCGUAUUCAACAUUAUGCUGGGAAGGUCACAUACGUGGUUGAAAACUUUAUCGACAAAAACAACAACUCAUUGUUUCGUAAUCUUUCAACGGCUGCCUUCCUUUCGUUACACCCACUGCUAGGGGGGGCUAAAGGGCUCUUCCCCGAGGGGGACCCCUUAACUACGAUGUUAAAGCGACCCCCAACAUCAGCCACGCAGUUCAAAGCUUCCAUGACGGCACUUAUGAAGAAUCUACUCAUGAAAAACCCAAACUAUAUAAGAUGCAUCAAACCUAACGAGGUCAAAAGGUCAUCGGUGUUCAGCAGUGAUCUUGUGCGCCACCAAGUGAGGUAUUUAGGUUUGAUGGAAAAUGUCCGUGUACGAAGAGCAGGUUACGCUUUCCGACAGAAAUAUGAAGAUUGUAUUACAAGGUACAAGAUGCUGAGCACAAAAACAUGGCCGUCAUGGCACGGACCACCUAAAGAAGGGGUGAAACAGAUCCUUCUUAAAACAAAGAUCGAUCCAGAGCAAUAUGAAUAUGGGAAAAGCAAAAUAUUCAUUAGGAACCCAAGGACGCUGUUUAAACUCGAGGAAUACAGAAACGCGGCGUUGCACGAUAUUGCGACCACUAUACAGAAAACAUGGAGGGGAUAUCACCAUUGGAAGUUGUUCCAAAUUAUGCGACAAGCACAGAUUGUCAUCAGUAAAACUGUAAAGAGACACCAGAACCAGCAGCGAUAUUUGAAACUGAAAUCUGCAACGAUUGUUAUGCAAUGUUUCAUCAGGGGUUGGAAGGCAAGAUGCUUACUGCGAGCAUACAAGCUUCACAAGCUUCAAUGCAUAUCCGUGUCCAUCAUAGCAGCGCAUUGGAAGGGUUAUACAACGAGACGAGAAUAUCGAAAGUUUUUCCGUGCUAAUGCUGGGAAGGUUAUCGCAAAGUUCAUGGAGAAAUAUGUGGUAUAUUUGUAUCUCACCAAAACAAGGGAUUCUUUGCCAUCUAGUUCCCCAAUUGAUAAGAAAUGGAGCUCAUGCAAAUAUCAAUUCCUUUCUUCCACUCAUCCAAUAUUAAGGGAUUUGUUUCACAAGUGGAGAUGCAUGAAAUACAGGAAGGGCCUCACCCCUCAAAGAAAAACUGAACUAUCAGAAAAACUUCAUGCGUCAAAUUUAUUCAAAGGCAAAAAAUCGUUAUACCCGUCCUCAUUGGUCCAGAAGUUUGUCGGUGAUCAUGUGACUCUCUCCUCCAAUCAGAAGUGGCGAAAAGUUGGGGGCGGGGCGAUUAUUAUUUUCGCAGACGAAGGAUUUAAAAUUCAUAGAAAUAACGGAAAAUUCGUUUCCUGCUACAUCGUUAUGACAGACAAUGCUGUUUUAUUACUCGAAGAAAAAUCACUGAAGCAAAAAUGCCGCGUCGCUGUUCAUGACAUCAGCGGAGUUUCCUUCUCACCUUACCAGGACGGGAUGAUGAUAUUGCAUUGCAAACCACCAGCUGAAUCUAAGAAACACAAAGGCGACUUAAUACUAAAUGUUGCUCAUUCUAUUGAACUUGCUACCAAGAUGUCGCUAUUGGUCGAAAAAUCAACCAAUCAGAAGUUGUCAUGCAUCAUUGAACAGAAGGUUGAUUUGAAAUGCAAGUCACCAAUGAGCCUCCAGUUUAAUGAACCAUCUGCAAGAGUGGUUGGUGGUCCAACUGUGAAAAAGAACAAACACAUGUUUAUAGUAGGCCUGCCAGUAAAUGGAGUCUCUCCUUCUGGGUGAAAAUUGUUGCCAAAAAAAUGGAAAAUUUUUGAAAUGAAACAUAUUUGCCAAAAAAUCAACAAAAAAAAUGCGAUUCCAUUUUGAAUUGAAAUUUAAGAAACUGAACCAGAGAUUUCAGUAGUUUUCCAAAAGUGUUUUCUAAGCAGCAAUUCUGUUUAUUGCAGGCUUUAUUUGUAGCUCAAUAUAUUUUAGGACUUACUAUCCUUGGCCCACUAUGAUAUAUUGGCGGUUAAAAUGAACCAAAAUUUCACGAAAAUUAAUCCAAUUUUUUUACAAUUUAUUGUUUCAACUAUUAGUUUAUUGCGUCCUAAUUUAUAAAUAGCCACAUUAAAUUAAAAACAAAAAUCGAGUCUGAAAGCAUAAAGUGAUUUUUGCCAAGGCUAACUACAAGCCAAAUUACAACACCGUUUUGCACAACAAGCCAAGCAUAUUUUUUAGAACUUGUUUCAAAAAAAGUUUAACAAUUCCUGUUUUAUACAUUCCUAUCUAAUCCUAUACUGGCCAAUCAGUAUUAAGUGUUUCAUGCAAAACCAAAGUUUCAUAUUUUACUUUUUUUUAACCAUGAAUUGCCAAACAUGAACCAGUAGCAAAGUGCCUUUAAUUAAAAGUAUGUUUUUUCACUACAUUGUGCAUAUUGUUUAUUAUUUUGUAUGUGCCUGCCAUUUGUUAUAUACUUGUUUCAUAUCGCGGUACAAAUUUUCCUAUAAGUAUUCCCAUGCGCCUCGUAAUCCUGUUUUACAUUCCUGUUAAUUAUUGUAGUAUUUUGCAACCAAAUCAAAUACAUUGUAGCCCUAAUGA